This is a messenger RNA of Nerophis lumbriciformis (worm pipefish), 1355 nucleotides long. Its product is annotated as zinc finger protein 618-like. The record is from RefSeq and is a predicted model, not a curated record. NCBI's taxonomy places the organism in Eukaryota, Metazoa, Chordata, Actinopteri, Syngnathiformes, Syngnathidae.
AUGAUCGAUUACUGCAAAGAGCUUGUUGCAUUUCUGAAAAGAACCGGUGCCGUCGCCGGCCUAAAGCACACCGUGAAUCAAGAAUGUGAUGUGCGAUGGAACAGUAAAGUCCUGAUGUUGGAAUCAAUCCAGAAACAAUACCAAGACAUCAGAGAGCUGCUACGGAGCAAAGACCAACAACAUCGCCUCGAUGGCAUUCACCAGGAUCAACUCGCACACUUGAUCGAGUUUCUCACCCUUUUCAAGUCAGCAAUCAGCGAGCUUGAAGGAGAACAUCACCCAACCGUUCAGAUGGUUCUGCUCUGGUUUUUCAAGCUGAAAAAACACUGUGAGCCCAAGUUUGGAGACCCACCUUACAUGAAAAUUCUCCGCUCUCGCACGUCUGCUCUGCUUGAUGAGAAGAUGCAUCCGACUGCUACUCACAAAAUCGCCACUUUUCUCCACCCGAAAUUUAAGUCGCUGAAAAUGCUGGCAGAAGAUGACAGACGAGAGGUGAUCAAGCAAGUUCGAGAACUUCUUCCAGAGGAAAGCGUCUGUGUCAGUCGUGAUGGAGAAGAAAACCCUGUCACCGAGCCACAAUCAGCAACAGAGCAAGUCCUUUAGGUGGAGCUGAUGGCGCAUCACCAAAAAAGAAGAGAAUUGACUUCGCAGAAUGGGAGGAGGACACACCUGUGCCCGUUGAUGAAGUAGACAAUUAUUCCUCUACAAACUUCCAUCUGGAAGGAUCAGCAGAGGAAAAUCUACUUUCCUUUUGGGGGACACAAGGACAAUCAUUCCCACGACUACAACACCUUGCCAAGAGAAUCUUAUGCGUCCCAGCAACAAGUGCUGCAAGUGAGCGCUCCUUCAGCGCAGCAGGGCGCAUUUUAGAGGCCAGGCGCUCUCGCCUGAAUCCUGGCACUGUAGAUGCCAUUUUAUUCCUACAUAGUGCGAAUAAAAAAAAAUUGUAAUUUACAUACGGUUGGAUAUGUUAAACAAAUUAGUCUACGUUACCUAGGCCAGUGGUUCUCAACCUUUUUUCAGUGAUGUACCCCCUGUGAAAAUGUCUUUAAUUCAAGUACCCCCUAAUCAGAGCAAAGCAUUUUUGGUUGAAAAAAAGAGAUAAAGAAGUAAAAUACAGCACUAUGUCAUCAGUUUCUGAUUUAUUAAAUUGUAUAACAGUGCUAAAUAUUGCUCAUUUGUUGUGGUCUUUCUUGAACUAUCCAUCCAUCCAUCCAUCCAUCUUCUUCCGCUUAUCCGAGGUCGGGUCGCGGGGGCAGCAGCCUAAGCAGGGAAGCCCAGACUUCCCUCUCCCCAGCCACUUCGUCCAGCUCUUCCCGGGGGAUCCUGAGGCGUUCCCAGGCCAGCCGGGAGAC